CCUAGGAGCACAAGCAAGAACAAUGCCAAGACUCACCAUGACCCUCAUGUUCAAACUGCUGCUGUGCCUUGGACUGAGUGUGGGACAGAAGACUGCAGGCCUGGCAGGAAUCCUCCCAAAGCCCCAAAUCUGGGCUCAUCCACACUCUGUGACUGACUUAUAUGCACCUGUGACUAUUUGGUGUCAGGGUUCCUGGGAGGCCAAGGAGUACUAUAUGCAUAAAGAAGGAAUCUCAGAUCCUUGGGACCGACAAUCUCCUCUGGAACGCUCAGACAAGGUUAAGUUCAUCAUCCAAUACAUGACAGAGGCCUUUGCAGGGAUAUAUACGUGUUACUAUAAGAGCCCUGCUGGCUUGUCAGAACACAGUGACACCCUGGAACUGGUGCUAACAGGAGCCUAUUAUAAACCAAGCCUGUCUGUUUGGCCCAGCCCUGCUGUGACCUCAGGAGAGACCAUAACCAUGCAGUGUAGCUCAUCACUGGGAUUUGGCAGAUUCAUUCUGAUCCAGGAAGGAAAGCACCACCUCUCAUGGACCCUGGACUCACAGAAGAAUUCCACCUCAGAAUUCCAGGCUCUUUUUGUUCUGGACCCUGUAACUACCAUCCACAAUGGGACAUUCAGAUGCUAUGGCUAUUUUAGGAACCAUCCCCAGUUGUGGUCAAAAUCAAGUGACCCCAUUCAACUCCUUGUCUCAGUAUCCAAGGAUCAGCCUCCCACCCACACUGAUAGUGGAUUGGGAAGGUACCAGAAGGUUCUGAUUGGAGUCAUGGUCACCCUCCUCCUGCUUUUCUUCCUCCUUAUUCUUCUCAUCCUCUUCCGAUAUCAGUGUAAAGGCAAAGAGAAGAAGGCAGUUCAUGCAGACCAAAGGGAGACCAACUUGCAACUUAUUGAGGGGGAUACAGACCCAACAGCCACGGAUAGACUCCCUCAGAAGAGAUCCAGCCCAGAUGCUGCCAUCAAGGAAGAAAAUCAGUAUGUUUCUGUGAUGGACCCAGAACCUGAGGAAAGUGUAGAGCUGGACAGUUGGAACCCACCUGAUGAAGAACGCCAGAGAAUUGUGUAUGCCCAAGUGAAACCCUCCAGGCUUCAUAAAGCAGGGAGUACCUCUCCUUUCCCACUUUCAGGAAAAGUAUUGGACAUGAAGAAUAAUCAAUCAGGAGAGAACAGAGAGAUAUACCCUCAGGCUACUACAUCCAAGGAAUCCCAGGAUGUGACCUAUGCCCAGUUAUGUAGAAGGACACUGGAAAAGGACAACAGCUAAAACCAGUAAGAAGGCGUAACAGAAAGAAGACUCUAACCCCACAUUCUGUAGACAGAAACUAAGGACAUCUGAGAUAAUAUUUGUUUCUAGUGCACUCCGUAUAAUGAAUGCCAGCCAUCAUGCAUACCUCAUGUAUCAUCUGAAGACUCUCAGAACUUUGUGGACCCUCUUGAUUAUUUGGUCAGAGGUAACCAAUGUCCUUACAUUUUGUAAAUAAAGCCAAUCCUUCUCAAUAAGCAAUUAGUGAGAUGAGAAAAAAAAUGAAGUGAGAAAAUGUUGUGACUUGAAUGACAAUGUAACCAGGACACAUUGAUCUAGGAAACUUGAACUUUCAGAACCAUGA
Molecule: messenger RNA, 1604 nt
Organism: Onychomys torridus (southern grasshopper mouse)
Lineage: Eukaryota; Metazoa; Chordata; Mammalia; Rodentia; Cricetidae
Product: leukocyte immunoglobulin-like receptor subfamily B member 4
Exons: 11
Coding region: 23-1261 (412 amino acids)
Biological process (GO): cytokine-mediated signaling pathway
Molecular function (GO): inhibitory MHC class I receptor activity
Source: RefSeq, a predicted model, not a curated record